Molecule: messenger RNA, 763 nt
Organism: Heteronotia binoei (common prickly gecko)
Lineage: Eukaryota; Metazoa; Chordata; Lepidosauria; Squamata; Gekkonidae
Product: histone H1.2-like
Exons: 1
Coding region: 39-701 (220 amino acids)
Biological process (GO): nucleosome assembly; chromosome condensation; negative regulation of DNA recombination
Cellular component (GO): nucleosome; nucleus
Molecular function (GO): nucleosomal DNA binding; structural constituent of chromatin; double-stranded DNA binding
Source: RefSeq, a predicted model, not a curated record
UGCUAGCCACCUGGAGAAUUGCGAGUUCGAUCCCCGCCAUGACCGAGGAGGCUCCUGCCGUCUCCGCUCCGGCGGCUGCCCCCGCGGCGAGCAAGGCGGUGGCCAAGAAAGCCAAGAAGGCAUCGGGCGGUUCCAAGCCCCGCAAGGCGGCCUCGGGGCCCAGCGUGACGGAGCUACUGGUGCAGGCGGUGUCGGCCUCCCAGGAGCGCAGCGGGGUGUCGCUGGCCGCCCUGAAGAAGGCGCUGGGGGCGGGCGGCUACGACGUGGAGAAGAACAAGAGCCGCCUCAAGCUGGGCCUGAAGAGCCUGGUGGCCAAGGGCACCCUGGUGCAGACCAAAGGCACGGGCGCCUCAGGCUCCUUCAAGCUCAACAAGAAGCAGUUGGGAGACGGAGGGAGAAGAGGUGGAAAGAGAGCAACUUUAACUUCCAAUGCGUUCUCCAAGGAGGCCAGGAGCAAGAAGCCUUCCACUGCACCCGGGAGCACUAAGCCUGCCAAGAAACCCGCAGCUUCCCCGGCCAAGAAAGCGGUCAAGAAGCUGGCGGUGUCCAGGGCCAGAAAAGCCGCCAAGAGCCCCUCAAAGGCCAAGGUCGGCAAGCCCAAGAAAGCUGCCAAGAAGUCAGUCAAGGCGAAGCCCAAGCCCAAGAAGGCCCCCAAAGCCAAGACAGCCAAGCCCAAAAAGGCAGCGCCCAAGAAAAAAUAGGGAAGCCCCACCAGAGUUGCCCUGAAGCCCCCACCCCCCAAAAGGCUCUUUUCAGAGCCGCC